This is a messenger RNA of Leishmania major strain Friedlin, 1017 nucleotides long. RefSeq lists its product as hypothetical. The coding region runs from base 1 to 1017 and encodes 338 amino acids. NCBI's taxonomy places the organism in Eukaryota, Euglenozoa, Kinetoplastea, Trypanosomatida, Trypanosomatidae. The record is from RefSeq and is a predicted model, not a curated record. The transcript has a single exon.
AUGGCUCUUGUAGCGGCAGUCAUUCUCUUCGCGAUAUCGUUUCUUGGAUGCAUCACGGUCUUUUUCAUUGCACCUUCUUUCACGACGUCUCUGGCUACACGCAUAGAGAAAUCGCUCGACCAAGUUGUCAGUGAGACGGAAAUGAGCACGCUGCCCACAUCGUGGAUACCACACGUGGUGGGUAUGGUGCAACACGGCCUGCGCGUGCUGCUCAUACCUUCGGUGCUGAUCGGUGCAGUGGGUGUGUGGGUUCUGGGCAAUCCGGAGCGACGGCGGCCAGGCAAGUGGCUCAUGGGCUACGGCCUGCUGGUGUUGGUCCACGGCUGCGUGCUUCUCUACUUUCUGCUCCGUGUUUUCUUCACUGGGCAGCUGGGCGUGUGGCAGAACACGUCACUCCAGCUCUUUCACGACGUGUUGGAAAAGCUGGAUGACGAGGCGAGCAAGUGCCUCUGGGAGUACGCUUAUCCCUGCUCCGGUUUCACCUCGUGUUGCGUGACCAACACAUCCUCACUGAACAUGAGUGAGGAGGAGCUGAUGAUGGACGAGGAGGUGUGGAGCUCUCUGUGCUUUGUCACGACGCAGAGUGGAAAAGCCGUGAGGCGGCGCCGUGAUCCCGACAACACCGACGUUUUGGAAGAGGUAACCAAAGUGGUGCAAGAGCAGUGCGGACAGAUCACUGCGCACAUUGGCCUCACUGAGGACUACCCGCUCUACUCCACCGCCUGCGCACUUGCUAAUAGGUCGAUAAGAAUUACCCCGGCACACUUCACGACGUGCGAGGACUACUUCAUUGGCCACUUCUCUUCGACGAUCGGCUUCGAUUUGUGCCUCUUUUUCGGAAUGACGGUCUGCAGCCUCGUGGCCGGCAUCGUCGCGCUCAUCACAAACCAUCAGCGGCCGCGCUCAUCCGACUUCACGCCUUUGAAUUCGCCUUCCUCAUCAGCCAAAGAGACCGUCAUGAUGCUAAAGGGCGAAUCCUCUGAUGACUGUCGCGGGGCGAACCGCAAACGCAGCUGA